Symphalangus syndactylus (siamang) is the source of this 4843-nucleotide messenger RNA. RefSeq names its product G protein-coupled receptor 151 (gene GPR151). Gene Ontology annotation, molecular function: G protein-coupled receptor activity. Gene Ontology annotation, biological process: G protein-coupled receptor signaling pathway. Gene Ontology annotation, cellular component: plasma membrane. NCBI's taxonomy places the organism in Eukaryota, Metazoa, Chordata, Mammalia, Primates, Hylobatidae. The record is from RefSeq and is a predicted model, not a curated record.
UCCAGAGGUGUCAUUUGACACUGACGACAGAGUACUUAUUUCCUAUGCAAAACAGCCCGGGCAGAAAGACAAACCUAAAUAAGAAUCUAACUUCUGUAAGGAGAAGCUGUGAAGAGUGAUGCUGGCAGCUGCCUUUGCAGACUCUAACUCCAGCAGCAUGAAUGUGUCCUUUGCUCACCUCCACUUUGCCGGAGGGUACUUGCCCUCUGAUUCCCAGGACUGGAGAACCAUCAUCCCGGCUCUCUUGGUGGCUGUCUGCCUGGUGGGCUUCGUGGGAAACCUGUGUGUGAUUGGCAUCCUCCUUCACAGUGCUUGGAAAGGAAAGCCAUCUAUGAUCCACUCCCUGAUUCUGAAUCUCAGCCUGGCUGAUCUCUCCCUCCUGCUGUUUUCUGCACCUGUCCGAGCUACAGCGUACUCCAAAAGUGUUUGGGAUCUAGGCUGGUUUGUCUGCAAGUCCUCUGACUGGUUUAUCCACACAUGCAUGGCAGCCAAGAGCCUGACAAUCGUUGUGGUGGCCAAAGUAUGCUUCAUGUAUGCAAGUGACCAAGCCAAGCAAGUGAGUAUCCACAACUACACCAUCUGGUCAGUGCUGGUGGCCAUCUGGACUGUGGCUAGCCUGUUACCCCUGCCGGAAUGGUUCUUUAGCACCAUCAGGCAUCAUGAAGGUGUGGAAAUGUGCCUCGUGGAUGUACCAGCUGUGGCUGAAGAGUUUAUGUCGAUGUUUGGUAAGCUCUACCCACUCCUGGCAUUUGGCCUUCCAUUAUUUUUUGCCAGCUUUUAUUUCUGGAGAGCUUAUGACCAAUGUAAAAAACGAGGAACUAAGACUCAAAAUCUUAGAAACCAGAUACACUCAAAGCAAGUCACAGUGAUGCUGCUGAGCAUCGCCAUCACCUCUGCUCUCCUGUGGCUCCCCGAGUGGGUAGCUUGGCUGUGGGUAUGGCAUCUGAAGGCUGCAGGCCCGGCCCCACCACAAGGUUUCAUAGCCCUGUCUCAAGUCCUGAUGUUUUCCAUCUCUUCUGCAAAUCCUCUCAUUUUUCUUGUGAUGUCGGAGGAGUUCAGGGAAGGCUUGAAAGGUAUAUGGAAAUGGAUGAUAACCAAAAAACCUCCAGCUGUCUCAGAGUCUCAGGAAACACCAGCUGGCAACUCAGAGGGUCUUCCUGACAAGGUUCCAUCUCCAGAAUCCCCAGCAUCCAUAUCAGAAAAGGAGAAACCCAGCUCCCCCUCCUCUGGCAAAGGCAAAACUGAGAAGGCAGAGAUUCCCAUCCUUCCUGAUGUAGAGCAGUUUUGGCAUGAGAGGGACACAGUCCCUUCUGUACAGGACAAUGACCCUAUCCCCUGGGAACAUGAAGAUCAAGAGACAGGGGAACGUGUUAAAUAGAUUUAAGUUUCAAAGCAAAACAAAUUGUGAUUAUUGUACUUACUUGUACUGCUGCUUAUCAAUAUUGCUGACUUUUACAAACUAUGAUAUAAUUAUUACCAUUAGGAAUUAUAAAAAUAUUUCACAAUCUACACUUUCCAAAUGUGCAAUGUGGUAAGUAGAGAACCAUGUUAGAAGUAAUAAUUGUGUUUCAGAAUUAGAACCUGGCUUCCCAAGCAAUUUAAGUGUUGUGUAAAGAUGCUGCUGUCAAAGUGAUUAGAUAGCCCAGCUAUUCUGUCAUUUGUUCACAGUGGUUUUACUGGGUACCCCCUAGGACCAGCCCUGUAGUGGACCAGUUGGAGCCUGGAGUAGAGGUUCUGUCAAAGCUGAGCCCCUUUACCUUCAGUUUCAUCCGGGACCUGCUAGUCCUAAUUCUACCUACUGAAUUGUAUUUCACGUAACCAAAGCUCAAAAUCUACUUUCGCUUGAGAUUUUUAACAUAUUAAUGAUAAAUUUUAAUGCAUUAUUCAUUUACUUCAUAAGUGUUAAUUUACCUGACGAAAAGGCCAUAUCAUAAUGUUCAUGACUGAAGGUCAAAGAAAAAGAAACAACACCUUAUUCCAAUUCUGGACUAAUUUCAAGCCAUGGCUGGUUCUGGCUAAGUUUAAAUAAAUUCAAACUUAUACUAAACCCUGCUUCAGUGAACUUUUUAAAACUACCUGAAUGAGUCUUCAGUUUCUAACUCUGAGAAUUUUAGCAGCUUUCCAAUGACAUUCAAUAGUCUAAUAUGGGGGGAAAAGGUACUUAAAAAAUGCCCUCUCUUCACUUCCAAAAUGUGGGAAAGUUACUUUUCUAUAAGCAGAAAUGUGCUCCUCCUAAUAUCUCCUUUCUCCCAAGAUAAACCAUGGUUAAUGAUAUAGGUAUAGAUUACUCCUCAAAUAUAAAUAGAAGAUGGAGACUGUGAUCUUUCUUGUUAAUGGUACUAAACUUACCCUUACCCAGAACAUUGAACUUGAACCCUACUCAACUUUUAAAAUACUAUAGGAUUUCUAAGUUGUAAAAAUAAUCGAGCAACCUGAGAAAGAGAUUAAUAUCAAAAAGAGAAAAUUCAACAAAGACAGAAUUUGGUUAAGAAUACAAAAUAAAAAGCAUAAGGGCAACGCAGAAAGAAAAGCAGUAAAACUGUGUACCCACAUAUGGUAAAAUCUGAGUAAUAGGCAAUAACCAUUCAUUUUAUAGCAAGGUAAAACAUACUCAAUAAAACAUGAUUAUGAUAUAUUUCUGCCCCUUUUAAGUAUAAUGACAUUCACCCAUGAUUCUUGAUUACUUUGUUAUGGAACUCGGGUAUUUUCACUGCAAGUUUCCCUCAGAAUAGAAAUGCCUUUAGGGCAAACCAAGCAAUGGAGAAUCUGAAAUAUAAAGAACAUGUCAUGGAAAAAAAAAGAUUUUGUGUUUUAUGUUGUCUAUGGGUUUCCGGAUUCUUUGCUUUUUCAUAAGUGGUCAUAGUUUGCUUUUUAACACAGGAGGUAGGGCUAUAUUCUUUUUACUUCCUUCAUUACAAAUUUUAUUUGAAGCUCAUGUAUUCAAAUAAAGUAAAAUUUAACCCAAGAAGCCAAAAUAUUGUUUUGUGAUAUGGUAGCUGUAAAAAGGAUUAUCAUUGUCUGUGAUUAUUUGAAUUAAUAAUUUUUAUGUUCAUUGUAUGUAGUAAAUUUAGGAUGUAAGCUUCCAGAGUUUGACACUUUAAACUUGUAAAGAAAUAAAAAUAAUUACGCUUUACUUCAGAUAGUUUUUGGAGAUUUAAAGCUGUCUUUGUCUUGAAUUAUCAUUCCAAAAUCAUUAUUAGGAACAAUGGAGCUUUAUGGGGCUCUUUGACCUUAACAGUGAACAGGUCUCAGGGUGAACUGAUUUUCGGAGUUUGCUAACAAGCACCAAAUCAAGAUGCAGACACUGGAACAAAGAGUAAUUACAAUGAACCUUUCAUUAAGAACCUGAUACACAAAGUCAGUCCCGAAUUGAUCGCUUAAAAAAUCUGCUUAGAGAAGUUUGAUUUGCAUCUUAUCUCAUCAAACCCAGAUACGCUAAGACAAAAGUAGGAAAUUAGAACAGAUAUCACCAAACUGUUUUCUUCUCAUUUCUCUACUGUGAGAAACAAUGUAGUAAGUGGGCAAACAAUACUAUGUGGAAUUCAGAAUAACAAAAUAAGGCAUUCUGGAAACUUUACCCUUGUAAGACAGUCAUAUUUCUACAUACUACAUAAUAGUUGUGCUCCUUCUGGCAAGCACUUCAAUUUCAUUCCUCACAGUACUUAAAAAUCACUCAAUGAACUUAUAAAAUGAACUUCAAAGAAAGAAAAAAAGGAAACAAAAAGGUGUGGCGGUUGACGCCUGUAAUCCUAGCACUUUGGGUGGCCGAGGUGGGAGAAUGGCUUGAGGCUAGGCGUUUGAGACCAGCCUGGGCAACAGAGUGAAACCAUUUCUAAAAAAAUUAAAAAAAAAAAAAAAAGCCAGACAUGGUAAUGCAUGCUUGCAGUCUCAGCUACUCAGAAGGCAUACUGAAACCAAGAGUUCAAAGUUACAGUGAGCUAUGAUGGCACCACUGCACUCCAGCCUAGGAGACAGAGUGAGAUCCUUUGUACGAAUAAAAAGAAAAAACAUAUCCUGUUUAUCAACUUUACAGCUGAAGACCUUAGUCUGAUCAAUGCCAGGUUCCUACACACAGAGUUCACAAAAUUUCCAUGGCACUUAAUAGAUUUAAGCUAAGAACUAUAUAACAUGGAUGUGAAUGUGUGUGUCUGUGACUGCAUACACACAACAUACAAAUACAGAUCUGUUGGUAUUCCUUCUUUCUAGGAUUUGUUACAAUCAUAGUGGGUAUGAGAUAAUGGAAAAUAAAUUAUUCUAUUAACAUAUAUAUUUUCUUAAAUAUUUUAUUUAUGUAGCACUCUGAAAUGAGCAACCUAUGAAGGCAUAAAAUAAAAAGAUUUUUUUUUAACUCAGGAGGUAAAGCUAGAUAUAUCAAUUAGGAACUGAUUCAUGGUGUGAUGUACACGACAUGCUGAAAGAAUGCCAAAAAGGUGCAAACCAUCAUACAUUAAUACAAAGGACAAAAACAAAAAAAACCCCAGCAUCUUCUUGCUAUGAGGCAAUAAGGCACUGCUAAGAGACUUGAGCACCAAAAUGAUUCUCUACAAAUUCCUUCCUUUUUAUACUGCAAAUACUCCAUUAUUAUAUUCAAACCUUUAAAAACUAGGUAAUACUUAAGAUUUAGAGUCAACUUACUUUGUGCGAAAUUCUAUUUGCUGCUUCUUUUAAAAACAGGUUAAAAUAAGCUCUUAAAAAUUAAGUAACAAUAAUCAUAUACAAUACAGAUAUAUAAAAAGGGUUGGUUUAUUGUAGUUCAAAUACAUAAACUGAACAUUCAAACAUCUUAAAAUUAAACUUUAGCAACAAAGUUUAACAUUCAAACAGGAGUAUAGUUUACAAGAAA